Molecule: messenger RNA, 791 nt
Organism: Morchella sextelata
Lineage: Eukaryota; Fungi; Ascomycota; Pezizomycetes; Pezizales; Morchellaceae
Exons: 1
Source: RefSeq, a predicted model, not a curated record
UCAUCGACGGUCGGCCUAUAUCUUCCGGACAAAUUACCCACCUCUGCUAUCUGCCGCUAUCCAUUGACUCCCACCAUGAAACUACCCCCUUCUUCGUUACCAAACUCGGCUCGUACCCACUCGUCCUCGGAAUCCCCUGGCUUCAAUUGCACGACGCAACAUUACGGUUUAAGGACAAUAGCAUACUGUUCGACUCUGAAUACUGCAAACGCAAGUGCAACUCUUCCCCGAUACCCGUUCCCAUUAGAGGAGUUGCCCCACCGCCCCGUUUCCACCUCAUCAGUUCAGCUGCUCUUUGUCGCUUUGCUCGAAGAGACAAACUCCAAAUCUUUAGUACAACUAUUGAGGAAAUAGCUCAAGCAACGGGCGAGGCCCCUAAGCAAGACUGGAGGAACCGGGUCCCAACCCGGUAUAAGAGAUUUUAUAAAAUGAUGGACGAAGAAUUCGCUAACGAGAUGCCGCCUCGCCGCCCCUAUGAUUACAAGAUACCGCUCAAGGAAGGGAAAGAGCCCCCUUUUGGGCCACUUUAUGGUAUGUCCCGCGAGGAACUCAUUGUGCUGAAACAAUACAUACAGGACAAUCUUCAAAAGGGGUUCAUUCAGGCCAGCUCUUCGCCUGCCGGUGCCCCUGUCCUAUUUGUUAAAAAGGCCGAUGGAACACUCCGCCUUUGUGUCGACUAUCGUGGCCUUAACGAACUUACUGUCAAAAACCGCUACCCGCUGCCACUCAUCCGGGAAACUCUCGACCGCCUUUCCAAAGCCAAGUGGUACACCAAACUUGACCUUCGCUAA